CCCUAUGGGUAGCGGGUAUAAUAAGCUAAGCUGGCAAGACUGCUCUCUUGUCGAGUUCUUAUUCUCCGGUUUGGACAGAGUGUAUUGUUGGUGUUGUUGUCGUUAUGCUUGCGUUUUAAGUUUGCUAAUAAAGGCGCAGUCAAAUGGAUUUAAACAGGCUAAUCAACGUGGUCGAGCAGCGUCCCGCUCUAUGGGAUGAGAACCAUCCGGAGCACGCUAAGGACGAGGAGACAAGGAGUCGUGGCCGAGGCAAUGGAUGCCAAAGGGUAGCGGGCACAGUGAUUGCGGUGGCAGCGCCCAAAGCGAUUGCGGAGGCAGCGAAUGCGGAGGAAGCGGCAUGCAGUUGUCAGUGUGCCAAGAAUGUGGAUGUGGGCGACGCUGACUACAAUUUUGUUGUUAGUUUAGUCCCCAUGAUAAAGCAGAUGACGGCACUUCAAAACGUCAGCAUUCGCGCCAAAGUGAGCGAAGUAUUGUUGAAAACGAUGCAACAGCCGCCAAUGCAACUGCAACAACAUCCACAAGCUGAACAGGAGCAGAUGGCCUUGGACAGGGCUGAACAAGGCGACUCCAGCUCUAGCUGUCACACAACAAACAGACAUGAUAGAAUCCUUGUAUUGUAUAUAACAGUAGGCCAGGUUUUAGGUUUACAGACCUUAAGGUUUUAAUUAUUGAUGAAAUCUCAAUGGGAAAUCUCAUUUGGAGGAAUUUCAGUAAUUGUUUUUGGCGAUCUCAGUCAUGCACAAAUUUCUUGUUCGAUUGAUGACAAAUAAGACUAACAAGAAGACAAGAAAUCUAAUAUAUCUCAAAAAUUAAUUGGCACGUAAAAAGAACUCGCAAGUAGGCCAAGGCCCUUAAGGAACGGAAUUUACACAAUUUUUACUGUA
Drosophila nasuta is the source of this 884-nucleotide messenger RNA. RefSeq lists its product as uncharacterized. Lineage: Eukaryota; Metazoa; Arthropoda; Insecta; Diptera; Drosophilidae. The coding region runs from base 144 to 665 and encodes 173 amino acids. Gene Ontology annotation, molecular function: DNA binding. The transcript is spliced from 3 exons. The record is from RefSeq and is a predicted model, not a curated record.